This is a messenger RNA of Prosopis cineraria, 1528 nucleotides long. RefSeq names its product transcription factor bHLH113. Gene Ontology annotation, biological process: regulation of transcription by RNA polymerase II. The transcript is spliced from 5 exons. The coding region runs from base 187 to 1116 and encodes 309 amino acids. Lineage: Eukaryota; Viridiplantae; Streptophyta; Magnoliopsida; Fabales; Fabaceae. Gene Ontology annotation, molecular function: RNA polymerase II cis-regulatory region sequence-specific DNA binding; protein dimerization activity; DNA-binding transcription factor activity, RNA polymerase II-specific. The record is from RefSeq and is a predicted model, not a curated record. Gene Ontology annotation, cellular component: nucleus.
UUAGUGAAUGGCGAGUCGGUGGUGCCCGAAUCCGGAAAAGGCAAAGUAGAAGAAUGGUGCAUUGGAAGACUCAACCACGGUUUUCUCGGGCCUAGUGGGUUUGACCGUCCCUCGCCGAAAACCGAAGCCUUCCUUGGAACAACAAGCCCAUCUCAGCCCAACUCUUCCCUUCUUCUUCCUCUCCAAAUGUCUCGCCUUCUCUCUGCCACCCCCUCAUCCUCUCUCACUCUCCGCUUGUCCUCUCCCAUCACUCCCUUCUCUCUUUUCCUCUCUCUGCUCCGUUGCGGAUUCCUGAUUAUGGAGGACGACCACCACCACCACCAACACUUCCAUGGGGACCACCUUCUGUCCCCCGCCCCUUCUUUCUCUCAGCUUCUUCUUGCUGAUCACCAUGUGGACCCCUCUCUCCACUCUUCGUCCCUUUUCUCUGUUGCCAAUGGCAACACCCCCACAAUGCUCUGCUUCCAAACCUAUCCAAAUAAUCCACCCGACCUCUUCCUUUCUGAUCCCAAACCUGUCACCCCACACAAGUCUGUCAUCACUUCCAGCGAAUCCUCCUCUGCUUCUUCCUCCUGCAACCACGAGUCUCAAAAAAAACGAAGCGGGUCGGGACAGGAACUGGCGGGAUGUACGGAUUCCGUCGUGACAGCAGCUGGUGGUGGUGGCCGGAGACAGUCUAAGAAGGCCAGAGCGGAGAACCCCGCUUCAACAGGACAUGCAAAGAGGAAGGAGAAACUCGGGGAACGAAUCGCAGCGUUACAACAGCUCGUUUCUCCAUUUGGGAAGACAGAUACAGCGUCUGUGCUUCACGAGGCAAUGGGAUACAUAAGGUUUCUCCACGACCAAGUUCAGGUCCUCUGCUCGCCUUACUUGCAGGGACUUCCUUCUUCGCCUCAUUUGGUUCACGCCCAUCCUGUGCGUCCCAUCCCUUAUCAUCAUCAUUAUCAGGGGGUUGGAUUUGAGAUCAACGCGAGAGAUCGAGAAGCCAGAGGAGAGCUAAGUAGCAGAGGGCUGUGUCUGAUCCCCGUGGAAUCCACCGUACACGUGGCAAGGAGCAACGGUGCUGAUUUCUGGUCACCUGCGAUGGGGAAUCAUAAUGUUUCGCCACCAACAUGAGAAACAUCAAACAUCCAAGGGAUGAAAAGCCAAAUCAUUUUCCGAAGUGUCUCCUUUUUUGGGAAACAGAUUCCGGUGGUUGCUGUGUAUACAUAGACAUUUAAACAUAUGUAUGAAUAUAUAUAUAUAUAUAGCCAAUGUGAAAGGUGGAAAGUGGAGAAGGCAAAGUAAAAGAAAAUGAAAAGGAGGAUGACUUUUAACGAGACUAGUUCACACAUGCAUGGACUUGGGGGUCCAAUGUCGAGGUUUCGCUUUAAACUAUGUAAAAUUCUAUUUUGGUUAAUAUAUAUAUAUAUAUAUAUAUAUUUUGAUAAGGGUAGAUAUAGAAAACAAAUACUUAUGUAUGCAGAGCACUAUUGGUUGGAACGUGUGGCUUAAUUCAGCCAUAAUGCCACAUAUUCUUGCUUGCCUC